Malassezia vespertilionis is the source of this 1158-nucleotide messenger RNA. RefSeq lists its product as uncharacterized. The coding region runs from base 1 to 1158 and encodes 385 amino acids. The record is from RefSeq and is a predicted model, not a curated record. The transcript has a single exon. NCBI's taxonomy places the organism in Eukaryota, Fungi, Basidiomycota, Malasseziomycetes, Malasseziales, Malasseziaceae.
AUGCCGGCAGAUCUCGCAGAUGCGCCGGAUGGGAAGAAAGACGCGACGUUUUGGGUCUACGAGGAUAUCGAGCUGCUUCCUACGGGCGCAGUGAUGACCUCGGCGCGUAAAGCUACGUUUGAUGAACGCUGGCCUUAUGCGGGGCGCCGUGGCGGUUGGCGCCCGACGAGUAACAAGCUUUCGGAAGCUGGAUUUCAUUAUACCCCCUCAUCGGAGGAUGACGAUGACUGUACUUGUAUAUACUGUGGGGUCGAGCUUGGCGGCUGGGAGCGAACCGACGACCCUGUGCAUGAGCACAGGCGCAGGCGGCCAGAGUGUCCAUUUUUUUUAUGUAUCCUUGCAGAAGGGAUGUGCAUGGAAACUGCGCAAUCGAGGAAACGGUCGGCGAGCGUGGCGACGGAAGAAGAAGACGAGGAGUACGUGGAGCCGAAACGCACACAACCGAAGCGCGGGACUCGAACAGGCAGUGCACAGAAAGCCACGUUCACCGCGUUGUCACCAGACGAUGAGCUCACGCGAGCGGCGCGCGAUGCGCAAACUAAACCGCAAGACCGGCGUGCAUCAGCGACAAACCCAUGGGAGAGCGUAGAUGGCUCUAGGAUAGACGCGGACGUCGAGGCGGACUUAUCCAUUGAUGUUACAGAGACGUUUAUUGAGGAAGACGCCACGCACACAUCAUUAGUUGAGGAGACACUGCCCACCAAAGAACCGCAAACCUCUGAAGCACAAACCGUAUCACCGAAGCGCGCUUCGCUUGCACAGCGCCGCUCCUUUGCGCGCGUAUCUCACCCUCGCAGCUCUCUUGCGGUCGAGGAAAAACAAAUGUCUACUGAGGCGACUACUGAGUCGAGCGCAGAGGAAGACGACCUUGAGGUGGAGAGCAUUAUCCACAGCGAGAAGAGCGAGCCGACACCAAAGACUGCGCAGCUUCCAUCCGUUGCCGACUUUCUUCCUCUCCCAUUCCCUCAUUUGCUAAGCACAGACAGGCCGCCACCACCUGUGGCAGAUCCCAGCAAGAUUACUGUCAUGGAGUGGGCUGUGCAGCAGCAAACCUAUCUACUCGACAUUAUGCGCGAGCGGAUCGAAGCGCGUCUAAGCACGGUGCAUAAGCGGAAUCUAGAGGAACGCAGGAAAUUGGAGAAGAAGCUGCGCGCCUAA